AUGAGUAGUCUCGAAAAACUAUCAACCUACACACACGAGUUGGAAAGUGUCGAGUCAAAGAUUGAAGAAAACAUCACCACUCUUCGUCGUCUAAACAUUACCAAUCAAUCGGAUCCAAAUUUUAUUUCCUCACAAAUUUCCACACUAUCCGAAACCAUUGAAGAAUUAUUGGAAAAAUGUAGGAAAUUAUAUAACAAGAUUAAUAACUUGACAAAGAAUGAUCCAUCCGUUGAAAAUCAAGUAUCCGAUACCAAGAAGAAACACAAGGAAAUUAUUGCCAAGUUGAGAGCAAGUUACAAACAAUCAAAAACAUUUAUUGAAACUAAAGCAAAGGGGUUGAAUGAUGGUAAAUCAUCAAAUAACUCUGCUUUAGAAUCAACAAAUUCCAAUUUAACAUCAAAUUCAUCAUCAUCAGCAACAAAUAGUGGUGGUGCUUCUGGUGGUGGUAAAAAGGAAGGUUUCUUUACAUUUGCAAACAAAUUGAAUGAAGGAAAGAAUUCAUCCAAUGCCAUUGAAGAAGAUGAUGUUGUGGAAGUUAAGAGAAACAGUGAUGCUGAUGUGACAAAUAUGUACAAGGGAAAUGCCAAUCUGACACAGGAACAACGUCAAAGGCACGAUGAAAUUGAAAAGGAAUUAUUUUCUGAAGAUGUUUUUGAUGUUGAUUUUGAUACACCAUUAUACACUGCUUGCCAAAAUGGUUAUUUAGAAAUUGUUAAAUUAUUAUUAUCAUGUAAAACAAUUGAUGUUAAUUUGGGUCGUAAAUUUCCACCAUUAUACACUGCUUGCCAAAAUGGGCAUUUAGAAAUUGUUAAACAAUUACUUCAACAUCCAAAUAUUAACAUAAAUUACACAUGGUCAGUGAAUGGAAUUAAUAUUCAAACAAUUAAAAGUGACAUGGAAAAAGAACAACAACUAUUAAAAGAACAAUCGGAACAAUUAAAAUUUAACCAACUAGAAAUGGAAAGAUUAGAAAGAGAAAGAAUUAAAAAAUUAGAAAUGGAAAGAAUUGAAAAGGAAAGAAUUGAAAAAGAAUGUUUACUAAAAAUAGAAAGAGAAAGAAAAGAAUUAGAGAAAAAACAAUCAUUCAUAAUCACAUCUGAAACAUUUUCAAAAUUAUGUUCACUCAACCAACAAGUUGAUAAUAAUAGAAGAAAAAACUAUAUUGGAAUUUAUUAA
Messenger RNA from Naegleria gruberi, 1176 nucleotides. RefSeq lists its product as uncharacterized. Gene Ontology annotation, molecular function: protein binding. Bases 1 to 1176 code for a protein of 391 amino acids. The transcript has 15 exons. The record is from RefSeq and is a predicted model, not a curated record. Lineage: Eukaryota; Heterolobosea; Eutetramitea; Acrasida; Naegleriidae.